AUGACACAACGAAACGUUACUUGUUUAAUUGAUUCUGUAAAGCUUCAUAACGCAACUGGGGGUGGAUACAAAAUAUAUAACCUUAUAACAACCUUCGAAAUUUUCAUACCACUCCCAGAAACUAGCUCGUACAUAAUUUUUCGUUUCAACGACGAAUAUCAGAAAUCUCAGAAAUCAGGGAAAUCCGGUAUAAUAUGGGGUUAUAUCUAUGGAAAAAGUUUAGACUUCAUGGAUCGCGUGAAACAUGCAAUCUCUGUUGAAAGUACAGAAGAAAACAUGAUUCACUGCGAUGGAGAAAACUUGGACUCGUCGGUCUUCGAAGACACGGGCUAUAUUACUGAAAGAAGCUUUGACUCGUUAAACUCCAUUCGUCCGGAAUAUGUAAUUUGCCGUAUCGAUGGUAAUAACAAUCUUACCCUUGUUCGUUAUAUUAAAGAAGAAACCCUAAACUUGUUAAAGAAACGUGAACUCGUCCGUAAACACAUAUGUCGCUACUGCAAAAAAUUAUAUAAAUAUCCAUGCCAUUUAAGAGACCACGAGCAGGUUCAUUCUAAUAUAAGACUGAAAUGUCCAGUUGAAGGCUGUAAAAAGUCUUAUACAUAUAAAGUAAAUAUGAGGCGUCACGAAAAGAGUCAUUAUUCUAAUUAA
Acaulospora morrowiae is the source of this 648-nucleotide messenger RNA. The record is from the annotation of a GenBank genome assembly. Lineage: Eukaryota; Fungi; Glomeromycota; Glomeromycetes; Diversisporales; Acaulosporaceae.